UUCGUGCGAGUGGCAGUACCGUCGACCAGUGAGUUUCUUUGGCCGUGCGCCCGUCGUGGCCUUUCACUGCUGAUACUCGGCGCAUGACGAGUCCAGUAACUGAUAAAGUCUGGGUGCUACUGUGUUUGCCCCGGGAAAAACGAGUCAUUUUGUUCUGGCGCACUCUCUCUCUCUCUGUUUUACCAAAUUAAUGAGUUAAUUCGGUUCUAGUAGACGUCGAUCGUAUCGUGGUGGACCCGUGGAUGCGCGCGGUCGAACCGCGUGGCGGGGGAAAAGAAAUAGGAAGGCAAAAAGUCUUCACCUACUGAUAAGGCACAUCGAGCCAGCAGCAGCAGCUCGAUCGAUGCUGCACCGCGAGUGGAUCGCAUCAGAUCCUUGAUCGAAAUGUCCGCCACUCCUCGAGUUGCCAUUGCGUGCGCGGUUGUCGAUUGUCGUCGUCAGUGGCUUCCAGUAGUCCGGUGCCGGUAGUGAAGUGUGCCGGUUCGAGAUUCGAGUACUCGGUACGGAGCAGAGACGGGCCGGUUGAUUGCUUGCAUUAACAUUGCAUUAACGUCCCGGAAAUGGCGGACCCAACGAUACAGACUUUCUGCUGCCACAACCGGAUACGGUCACCACCGGCCAUCAAGCUGAUGGCCGAGUUCGAUACCGACGGAUACAUCAUGGUGUGCCUGAUAUCGUCGGUCUUCGGCAUCGCCGGUGCCAUCUAUCAGAUUUGGAUCCGCCAUGAAGACGGUCCUUCUCAUCACGCGGUACGACGAAGGCGCGGCGGAGAGCUAACAUUGUCCAGCCAAAAUCUUGGCCGGCAGAUCAUCGUAUGGCUCGCGGUUGCGGAUCUGUGUGCCUCGUUCGGUGUGUUCCUGAGGGCGGCACUGUGGAAGUACAUCAACGAUGUACUACCACCGGAUAGCGAUGUGGAUGAUACCACGAACGUCAUCUUCUGUGCCGUCUCGUCCGCCUGGAUACAGUACUUCUACAUGUGCACCUGGUUGUGGACCCUAUGCUACGCCAUCAACGUGCGCCGGCAGCUGAGCGGAGCGAGGUACGCCCUGCGUACUUAUCACUACUACGUUUGGAGCAUAGCAGCCGUACUGACCGGUAUCGGACUCACCGUGCUCUACGUACCGGAUGCAGACUGCCACAAUGUGCAUGAUAUGGCCACGGCCUACAUGCGAAUCCUGCCCAACUACGUGAUGACGUACGGGCCGAUGAUCGCGGUCAUGAUCGUCAAUCCGGUACUGUAUUGUCAGGCAUCGCGCGAAGUCGACCGGCAACUGGUGGCCCGCUUCAGCCAGAUGUCGAACACGGAGCGUGAUCUGAUGGCCAAGUUUAAGCUCAAGUUUUCGCUCAUCAACCUCGUGUUCUACAUCUGCUGGUUACCGAAUCUGGUGAACGGGAUCGUCCUUUGGACGAUGUGGUACAGCUUACCGUAUACGAUGGUCAUCACCGUUUGGUACAUCAUGGCCAUAAUGAAUCCACUGCAGGCGUUCCUUAAUACGCUCGUGUACCAGAAGUGGAACUGUCGCUGGAGACUUUGGCGUCACGGGAGCACGGAUACGAGUGCUGAUACUAGGCGUCGGAAUCGUAGUUCGCUGGUAUUCACCGAGGGUACGCCAUUGCUUCAACCGAAGGCAGGAUCUCCGUUUGCGUCUUCACUCCAGCUACAUCAACCGUCAGUCGACCUGAUACCGACACCGACGCGAAGCAUCAACUCUUGCUCACUAGUCUGACGUCGCGAACAUCUGCUUCCUGUCCACAAUUAUGACUUCAAUCGUGGGAAGAAGCUAGAGCCUCUCUUGUCGAGUAGUCUUAGAAUCUGUAUUGAUAAGUAACUCU
Anopheles darlingi is the source of this 1833-nucleotide messenger RNA. RefSeq names its product G-protein coupled receptor 143-like. Gene Ontology annotation, biological process: G protein-coupled receptor signaling pathway; melanosome organization; regulation of calcium-mediated signaling. Lineage: Eukaryota; Metazoa; Arthropoda; Insecta; Diptera; Culicidae. The transcript is spliced from 5 exons. Gene Ontology annotation, cellular component: plasma membrane; melanosome membrane. Bases 561 to 1727 code for a protein of 388 amino acids. The record is from RefSeq and is a predicted model, not a curated record. Gene Ontology annotation, molecular function: L-DOPA receptor activity; dopamine binding; L-DOPA binding.